Molecule: messenger RNA, 2949 nt
Organism: Carassius gibelio (silver crucian carp)
Lineage: Eukaryota; Metazoa; Chordata; Actinopteri; Cypriniformes; Cyprinidae
Gene: mterf2
Product: mitochondrial transcription termination factor 2
Biological process (GO): regulation of DNA-templated transcription; termination of mitochondrial transcription
Cellular component (GO): mitochondrial matrix
Molecular function (GO): double-stranded DNA binding
Source: RefSeq, a predicted model, not a curated record
AUGGGCCACUGAAGGAGUCGUGGAGGGAGCGGAUGGCAGUGUACUGAACCCCCAAAGACGUGCAUACGAGCAGCAGCAGAGUCUUCCACGAACACUCCAUACUGCUCCGUCACCAUCACAUGCUUCAUUCUGUCAGAAAGUGUUCCUCCUGUACUGAAGAUGGCGCUGUUGUGCUCAGACCGCAUGGGCUUUACAACCAGAGCUGCAGAUCUAAUCAGGUACGUUACUUGCGUGCAAUGCAAACAGUUACCCAACAGCCCCGCCCACAGACCUGUAGAUUGUGUGACAUCCCUGUGUCUCUACUGCCAGCGAGCUCAAACAACUCCUUUGUUUCUCACGAGGCCCCGCUCGAUCAUUCAAGAAGAGAACCCGGUUGCCAUAAACGCCCUGUAUGACUUGUCCAUAGACAUCAGUAAAGUCUGGAAGCUGAGGGGUUGGGUGUUGCGCAAGAGUCCAGUGUACGUGAGCCAGAUUGCCACGCUGCUGAGGAACAUGGGGGCUAGUAGGCCAAUUAUCGCCCGUGUUUUGGAACUCCAUCCUGGGGCCAUCUUCUGCAAACCAGAUCAAAUGGUGUGCGAAAAAAAGCUGUGGAUGUCAGUAUGCGCCAGUCUAGUAGGAAUCAUAGAAAAAUACCCCAUCUCAUUUUUCACCUUGUCCUCCGAUCAAGACAAUCUGAAAGCCAACAUCGCCUAUUUACAGACGUUACAUCUCAACAAAUGCAUCAUCAGCAAGCUCAUGGCCAGCACCCCUUAGAGCUUCAGCCGACCCAUCGAGCAAAACAAGCAGAUGAUCCAAACCCUGCAGAAGACCUAUUUGGACUUGGUCAGGAAGCAGGACAAUAUGAAGAUCUGGUUCCAGAAGCUGUUUACACAGAAUCCCUACGUUCUAAAGCUUCCAGACACUUUACACAAUAACUUGGCGUUCCUACACAAUAUGGGCUUUACCAGAGAUGAGCUCUUGCAGCUGCUCUCCAAACAGGGAUUUGUUACUGAGCUGAACCCUGAAAGUAUGAGACUCACCCUGAUCUACUCCUGGGAGACCCUGGGAUGCACAGAACAAGAGCUCAGGCAGAUCGUACUUCAGAGUCCAGCCUUGAUAUAUUAUUCUGUGCCUAUACUAGCCGAUCGCUUUAAAGGCCUCCUUACUGCUGGAGUCAGUAUGGAGCAGAUUGUGGAGACUCCAACAGUGUUAGAACCGACAACGCAGAUAGUUCAGUAUCGCUUUCAGAAACUGUACUCUUUUGGUUAUUAUGUGCAUUCAGGUAGCCUGGAAGUCCUCAACGGCACCAAGAAGGACUUUGAGAUGAGUAAAGGGAAGUUGCGUCUUAGGCAAGAGAGGCCACUUUUUAAUCCAGUAGCUCCACUUCGAGCAGAAGAUACAGCACGGAAGCCUGUUUCCAACAUAGAAAUAAAAUACAAAUAUAAUAACUGCAACUUUUUAAUGUCAAUUCUGACUUUAGUUCUUGCAAUUCUGAGUUUACAUCUAUACUAACUUUUAAUUAACAUCUCACAAUUCUCACUUUUUUCUUUCUUUUAUUUUUCUCGGAGUUGCACAUUUUUUGCUCGCAAAAAAAAAGAGUUUGAAUCUCACAAUUUUGAGUUAAAGGACCGAUGAACUGCCCCUGUUUAUAUUUUGUACUGUUCUCUGAGGUCCACUUCUUAAGUUAUCAAAAACAUAAUUUAGAAGCAAUAGGCUAUAUUCUGUCCUAUUUUUGACCGCCUCUUUAGAAAUCUCUGUUCGAAUAGGCCUGGUGGAUUGUAGACUCCGAGUGAAACACCCAAUGCUAUGAUUGCCUUGCGUGUAUUUGUGAUAUAGUCACCACAGCAUCUUCUAAAUUUCAAUCAUUCUGAAAAUCCUACAUCGAAUUGUGCCUCGUUUGUAAAUGAAUCCAUUGUAAAACAAAGUGAACAAAAGACUGAGUUCGUACUGGAAUGGUCUGGAAAAAUAAAGCUCAUCCACUCUUUCCUAAUGUUGGGAUCAAAAGGAAGGGCAUGCAAGUACAAUAACCUCAUGUCAAAAGAUCAAGGGAAUUUUGGUUUCUCAGUUCAUGACCAAUUUAACCUCUUGCAAUUCUCUCCUCUCUUGCAAUUUUUUUCCCCUCCAGAUUUAAAUUUUUCCUCUCAGAAUUGCAAGUUUAUAACAUAAUUCUGAUUUAUUUUAUAACACUUAUUCUGACUCAAUUCUCUCAAAAAUUUGAGUAAACAUCUCACAGUUUGAACUUUCUUUUUCAGAACUCCAUGUUUAUAUUACAUAAUAAUAUUCAUAAUAAUAUUCAGUUUAUAUUUCACAAGUAAAAAACUGAAUUGUACAAUUAAAAGUUACCUUUACUUUACUUACUUUUAAAAUUACUUUUUUAUUAUUAUUUUAUGGCAGAAACGGGCUUCCAUAAUUAAAAUUGUAUGUGCUACAUAAAAAGUAUAUUUAUAGUAGUUUACUUGGUCUGUUUUCUGCUUUAAUUUUUUUUAUUUUGAUCAUUAAUUUGCUGAAAGGUAUAAAUUAUUGAAUGCUUUGUGUCUGUUGUGGAAUGGUGGUUCUUACCAAAUACAACCCUUUCAACUCAAAGAAAAUGUCUUAUGUCAUUUCUCUCUUUACUACAUUGUAAAUGUAUUUCUUGUUGUUGUAUCAUCACAUACUGAUGUGUUGUGCCAACAAAUGUAUGUAGCUUUUGAAAUUCCUCAUCAAAGUCUUUAAUAAUGAGCAAUAUGAAAUACCUCUCGGAGGUAUGCAUUAUGCAGAUAAAUAUUCAGAUCAAUGAAUGUUUACCCAAGUGUUGCUGUCAGAAUCUCAUUUGCAAGCAUUUCCCAAUAUUUUGCCCUCCGGACAGCAUUUUGAGAUAAUUUUACGCUUUUAAAUGAUUAGACUAAAAUCUUCACUGGUAUCUAUAAUGAAGUUACAUUACAUACUGCCUUAUGGCAUCUGCUGUUUACGCACUAGACUUUAUGAUUUCUU